Messenger RNA from Paraglomus brasilianum, 1092 nucleotides. NCBI's taxonomy places the organism in Eukaryota, Fungi, Glomeromycota, Glomeromycetes, Paraglomerales, Paraglomeraceae. The record is from the annotation of a GenBank genome assembly.
AUGAUCCACUCGUUUUCGAAAAGGACUAUUCACACUUCGCGACGCUGGCUCUCAAGCACAUAUUCACAACAACAGAACUGUUUAUUAAAGUUACAUACAUUCAACAAUUUCAACCAUAACGGUCAUGAAAUUCGACGCUUAUGUCAAUUCUCCACAGUAAAUCAGCAACAGCCAGCGGCUUCAACAGGACAUGAAAUACCCCAAUCUUUAAUUCCUCCUAACAAGACCACGCAGUUCGAUGCGCGACAAAAUGCAUACCAGGCUGGGAAAGCAAAAGCGUCAAAGGAAAUGCCUCUCUACUCUUCAGAAUCAUCGGAAGAUAAACGAAAGGGUGCCGACGAAUACACGUUGAAUGUUGGUGCUGCAAUUCGCACAAUUCGUUCUGAUCUUCCUCGUUUUUUUGAACGCGGCUUGUCAGACACAUCAAUCUACUCUCAAAAUAUUCUCCUGUCUGAGCCAUACCAUACACGACUAUACGUCCGCGGCAAACACUUAUACGUUGGAAUAGCUAAUUUACUACGUUGGAGUCUAACAUGGUACUUUGAUGAUAUCAUAUUCGAAAUGAUCAGCAUGCGCGUAGUAGACGCUAACACGGGUGGACAGGAUGAUGAUGAAGGCAGUUUCCAUUAUCCAUUGAUUGAUGAGGCGAACGCCAUCUACAGCAACAACAUUACACCAGAGAACCAGAGAAUUAUUUCACUGUCUCGCCAUGAUGUGCUUCCAACAACGUUAAAUCCGCCUUCGAACCCAGAACCAUCAGAAAGAGAUACUCGUCUUUUCGUUCGCUGGACAUUUGAAGGCACUCCUCGUGCAUCAUAUUUCUGGUCACUUUUUUCAUCAAGUGAAUCGCCUAUUCCUCGGUCCACUUUUUCUGGAGUAUUUAUGUAUAUGUUUGACGCGAGAGGACAUGUUAGCGAGCAUUGGGUAAAAAGCAUAAUACCUGCUCCUAGCAGAAGGGCGGUGCUGUAUCAUGGCUUUGGAGGAUUGGGUGGACUGUACAUUAGAUAUCAUUCAAGAUGUAAACUAAAUGCAGAAGGCGUUAUUUUAAUCUUUUACGAAACGACUCGUAUUUUAUGGCGUCUACUGGGUUGA